AUGUACGGUACUCCUGAUGCUCCUGGUAUUGUCCCGCGAAUCACUGAAGAUUUGUUUAGCCUUAUCGCUGGGAAAAAAGUUUCUUGGGAUCUUGUAUGUUUGCUUUUUCAAGGGAUUAUGUUCCAUCUUUUCCGUUCGUUUAAUUGUCUGUAUACAAGUGCAUAUUUCCUACUAUCCUCUGCGCAGCUGACCGUUCGUGAGCACCCUGUGACGGGUCCUUUCGUUGAGGGUCUGCUCCAGCCGGCUGUGCACACACCCGAGGAGGUCUUUGCUUGGCUUCGACAAGGUGACGCCCGUCGCAGUGUGGCUGCAACCCAGAUGAACGCCUUCAGCUCUCGUUCUCAUACAAUACUUGCAUUUAUUAUCACAAGAAGAGAAUUGGCAAGGUUCACGAAAACCGAGGUCAUCGAGAAUGUUUACACCAGCAGACUCAAUCUGGUUGACUUAGCUGGUAGUGAACGCCAGUCACUCACGAACAACACCAACGAACGAUUAGUCGAGAGUUGUCAAAUUAACAAGUCUUUGUUCACUUUGAGCAAAGUGAUAUCUCAGCUAAGUGGCGAUUUACGGACGACAAUGAAUUGUCGAUCAACUGAUCGACCUAAACGAAAGCGACCCCCAUUUUCCCCCUGCGGUACACCCGAAUUUCGCACCCCCGUAGUAGACAGCAGACGCAAGCAAAGCAAUUUUAUCUCUUACCGCGACUCCACACUUACAUGGAUUCUAAAGGAAAGUCUUGGCGGAAACUCUGUUACCGCUAUGUUGGCUACGGUUUCUCCCUCCUCGCUGCAUAUCGACGAUACACUGGCGACCCUGCAGUAUGUCAAGCGCGCUCAGUGCAUUGUAAACAACGCCGUUGUUAACGAGGAUCCAGAAGGUCGUAUCAUUCGUGGUAUGUUAAUGAAAGCCUUGCUCUACUCAAAGAAACGAAUACUAGUAUUUUUGGCAUUCUUUCUAUUUGGACCCGAAUUUCCUCAAAUCCAGCAUCGGAUAAUUGAAUUAACGAAACGCACAGUGGACUGUGAACGACUUCAAGUCGCCAUUUCACAAGUUACGCCUUUUGGAACACCAAAGCGGUUGGUUAAUUUUCUUGACGACUCAGAUGACAAUGGCAAUACGCCUGUCAUUCCGUCCAAGCGCCUCAAAAGCGACUCUUGUUCUACAAACUCUGGGACCUCGGAUUCGCCUGGUGAUGAUCGUCUGGCGCCUGACGGCGCAGACCACUACCCAAUCCAUGAAUGGACUAAAAACGAGGCUACUGUGCUAACUCAAAAAAUUGAAUCGGCUGUUCAAACUGAAGGCGUGAACGAAGUAAAUACCAAUAACGCCCAAAUCUUUGGGUGUCACACUGGCAUUAUUUCUAAUAAUCAAACAGACCCUCAGAGCCUCGCACUUUCUUAUCGAAAGUGCGGGAUAUGUUCAUGGGAACCUGUAAGAAAGAUUGAUGCCUCAAGUAACACGUGUGAUGUUGAUUUGGGAUGUGGAUUAAUCUCCCAAAGAGGUCUAGAGUAUACUGACCUUGAGCUACAUGUAGUAGGAAAACCACUUAACGUGCUUCUUGAUGUGAAGAAAAAAGAUGUCUCAAUUGGAGUGAGUGAAAAUGCUUCCGACUUAAGCGUCUUGCCGAUUCAGGAGCUGUCAUUGAUGAGGGAGGUAAUCAACCAUAGUUCGGAAGCUAUGUUCUCUGAAGCCGGAAUAAACACGAUUGAAGAAGUUGAGGUAUUACCCAAACAGAUCUUCCUGGAAAUGAAACAGAAAAUUCUUUUACUCGAGUCCACGCUGGCGACCUAUACUUGUAAAGUCAAACACGAAGUGGGCACGUCUUCUGAUGACCAUGAUUGCCGCAUUCCUUUUGAGAAAUCAUCUAAGCAAUCGACUGAAGAAACUCACAAUACGACGAAAGGAUUCGCUGUGUUCAAGGGUAAAAAGCUUGUCGAUUCUUCUGUUCUUACCAAUGAUACUGAACUCGACGUAACGUAUAUGUCUGUUAACCUCUUCAACCGACUUUACGAGAGACUUCAUAAUCUUCGGAUGAGGGUUGAUGUUCUCGAGUCCAAGACAACGUCUGAUGCCAAUGUUGCUACUGACGAGGAUAUCCAAGUUCUCCAGGCGGGAGCUGAUGGGUUCCUUACUCGAAUGGAUGAACCUUCGCCAGUGUUAACACGUUACAAAAGAGGGCUCUCGGAUAACAAAAAGAUGGGAAAUAACGUCGAAGUGUGUGUAAAUAUGAAAAAUCGUCUCGAAAAAAUGACUGAGCACCUAACUGAACCAGGGCAUACGUUGGACAAAGAAGUAAAAAUGGUGGAUGUUUCAACGCUUACCAAUGACAUAAUUGAGUCAACGUGUAUCAAUGAAGUGUCAGAAGAUGCAGCUGCCUCACCAAUUGUUCUCGGUGAUGGUGAAAAGAGUGUAAGAAGCCGAGUUGAUUUCUUUGAAAAAUUAAAGCAAGACAAUGCACUGGCUACCAGUGGACGUGCGCUGCUUGGCUCAAAAGAAGUUUCGGUAGUAUCUGUUAAGCCUAAGAAAGUACCUGUCGAUUCUACUAUAAAUGAGGAUAUGAAACAAUCACUCAUAUUCUUUCAGUCUCAGUUGGAAAGACAGCGGUGGGAUAUCGAGUACCUGGAACAGACGAAUCGAAGGUUGUCGACGGAACGUAAUACAAUGGCGAAGAUGCUGGCUUGUGUGCUACGUGAGGGCAGCGAGCGUCGGACUUCUUCGUCACAAGUCUUGAAGUGCCUAGAUUAUACUGGCCAAGUGUCUGAGGAGUUCCGCCGAGAAAUGGAAGCCAUUAUAAUGCAAUACGGCCAUGAAUCUAGAGAGCCUCCAUUUCAGCUUGACCUAAGGCCUGCCCGCUUCUUAAUUCUAAAACACAAGUUCUUGGAAUUGCUUUGUUUGAGAGAAGGACAACUGGAAGCAGCCUCUGAAUCCUGCCAUAACGGUGACUGUCAGCCAGAGAACGACCUUUCCAUCGAACCUGUCCUGACUUGCUUAAAUCAACUUGAGCCUGAGUGUCCAACUCAAGCUGAAUAUAAUUCACUGGCCCUCCUUUUGACUCUUCCCCAACUUGAUCGGCAUCCCGACUACCGUAAUUGGAAUCCCAGUCUCGGUCGCCUCCAGUGCUUCAAGAGGUCCUCUAUAUGUGCACCCCAAUGCCACGUGAUUCAGUUGCUUGAAUUGCUUUCUGUAUUUCCAGACGAUGUACUGGAUGACAAUAAAGGGCCUUCAAUUGAUCGUUCGGCAGAAAAUAGCCCCAUCUAUUCAAUCGAGGCCCCUGACUUAUCCCUGAACUCCUGGCUCCAGUCUCUACCUGAGUCGUCUUUUACGCAGCCCUUUGAGUCCUGCCAACUCUGUUUGGCUAUCCACCGGCUACAAAAACCCUCACAAGAAGUCGGAUUGUGGAUCGAUCAGAUUUUACGCGAACCAAGUGUGAAGCCCCUAAUUUUUCCCUACACUCACCUUCCAUCUACUAAACAGAGCCUAUUUCGCUCAUCAAUUAGACCAACCCUAGCACAGAGUUUGCUCCAAUGUGCAGAUGUCAAGAGGUCAGGAUCCCUUCUGGGCAUGGCGGCUAGUUCCCUAGUCUCUCGAGCGGGGACGCAAAUGAUGAGUCAGUCAAUAGGCGGUUACCGUCUUCCUAUGGGCGAUGGAAUGACGAGGCCUCGAACAGCCACAGAGGCCCGUCGGAGUUCCGUGAUGCAACAGUCGAUCGACCGAAUUUUCGCAAAUCGAGGCUCUGUGGCUCCUAGUAGCUCUUUUAUCACGGACAAGUCCCUCUCUACCGCCGUUGUCGAACAGACAACCUUUGUGGACAACAUGCUCCAGUCAAUUCCUGAAAGCGAGGCUAAAGCUUGCAAGACAACAGGAAAUGAGAGAGGCGACAUUUUGAAUAACUCGACAUUGACUGAGCCCGAGAUGAAUUCUCGUGACGUGAACACAAAUUGCGGACUUUUUCAUGAAUUCCAAAAACGACAAAAUAAUCUCCAGGUGUCGGUGUCUGCAGAUCACUCGGAGGCGAAGCUAGGGUGCAGCAGUCGCGUCGUGUCUGCAUCUGGUAUGGCAAAGGAGACCUCCAUUCAAGACGAUUGUCCUCUUGCGUGUGACAGGGGUAAGGAGCAGCGCUCGGAAGACCAGCCUCCCCAGUACCUUUCGGUCACCGUGUUCGAGGACACGCAACCAAUUCGAUCUGUUGCCUUUCACCCCAUUGGCACAUUCUAUUCUGUGGGCUCUAACUCGAAAGCACUCCGAGUGUUUCGUUUUCCCGAUACUACCUCUCUCCGGUCUGAUCAUGAGGCCACAAAUCCAGCAAUUGUGAUGCAGCGUUUGAAAUACCAUCGUGGUAGCAUUUACUGUACGGCAUGGAGUGGAGACGGUCGCGUUAUCGCCACAGGAAGCAAUGACACUGCUGUGCAUCUACUCUACGUAGACCCUGAGACUGGAACACCAUCAGAGCAGACUGAGGGCUUCAUUCAGCUCACUCAUCACGACGGCACUGUGCGGGAUGUUGCUUUCAUGAUGACCUCCUAUCCAAAGGUUGGCUCUUCCCUGAGCAACAAUCUUCCAUGCUUAGCUGGCUCGCCUGGUCAUUUGCUUACUGCCGGCGCUGGUGACUGUCGUAUUUAUGUUGUUGACGUGGAGAGGGCGAGCAUCCUGGCUUCAACGACGUCGGCAUCCGCAAGUGGCUGUCUCCGUUUAAAGUCUUCCUCGGCGGCCACCGUACGAGCCCUCUCGGGUCACUCGGGGACAGUUUUUGCGCUCUCUGUGUGGACCCCAGGAUCGCUUUUUGUAUCCGGCUCUGCGGACUCCACUGCUCGUCUGUGGGACAUACGUGCUCCGGCACCCGUGCUCAUUAUUCCCUCUUAUUCAGGAGCCCAAGGUAGUCCCUUCGCGUCCGUGAGCAUGGAAGCAAGUGGCAACGUGCUAGCAAGCGGUCACGAAGACGCGACUAUCUCUCUUUUUGACAUCCGUGGGGUGCGGUAUAUUAGUGCCUACCGACCGCAUUCCAGUGAAAUUCGUUCUGUGCGGUUCGCUCCCAACGACUACUAUCUGCUCUCUGCUAGCUAUGACAAACGCGUAGUCGUCACUGACCUCCACGGUGACCUUUCCCAGCCGCUGGCUUGCGUCCAGACAGCUCAGCACAAGGACAAAGUGAUCCAGGCUCGUUGGCAUCCAAAUCAGUUAUCUUUCAUCACUACAAGUGCAGAUAAGAGCUGCAUCAGCUGGUCUCUCCCAGCUGUCUAG
Molecule: messenger RNA, 5238 nt
Organism: Mesocestoides corti
Lineage: Eukaryota; Metazoa; Platyhelminthes; Cestoda; Cyclophyllidea; Mesocestoididae
Source: the annotation of a GenBank genome assembly